AUGUUUCGGUCGCUUCGAGCUGCAAAUGCCUUCGCUAAUAGGACUAAUCUGCUCACAAAAGGACAGCAGAAACGCUUCCUCGCAAUUCACGAGUAUCUGUCUGUGGAAUUGUUGAAUAAAUAUGGCAUCAAAACGCCAAAGGGUGCUGUUGCUAAAACGCCUCAAGAAGCAUAUGAAGUGACCAAGAAACUCGAUGUGGAAGAUACAGUCAUAAAAGCUCAAGUUCUUGCUGGUGGGCGUGGCAAGGGUACUUUUGAUAGUGGCCUAAGAGGUGGCGUUAGACCUAUUUUCUCUCCUGAAGAAGCAAAGAUGUUUGCUGAGCAAAUGCUUGGUCAUAGACUCGUCACUAAACAGACAAGUGCGGAAGGCAAAAUUUGUAAUACGGUUUACAUCUGUGAGCGCAAGUUCGUUCGUCGUGAAUAUUAUUUGGCCAUUCUGGAAGAUCGCAAAACACAAGGCCCUGUGGUUGUUGCGUCGUCGCAAGGGGGUGUUGAUAUUGAGAGUGUGGCAGCCGAGAAUCCGGAUGCGAUCAUAACAUUGCCCGUAAACAUAGACGUUGGACUGACUAGAGAAGAAGCCAAGGCUUUGGUUGAAAAAUUGGGAUUUUCAGCCAAAGUUACGGAUGAGGCCGUUGAUACUAUGAUACAACUUUACCAGUUGUUUUGGGAUAAAGAUGCGACCCAAGUAGAAAUCAAUCCCAUGGCAGAAUCGGCCGAUGGUGAAGUCUUAGCGAUGGAUGCAAAGAUAAAUUUUGACGACAAUGCCGAGUUUCGCCAGAAGGAUAUUUUUGCUCUCCGUGAUACCAGUCAAGAAGACCCACGUGAGGUUAAUGCGAGUAAAUGCAAUUUGAACUAUAUCGGCCUUGACGGUCAAAUUGGAUGUUUAGUGAAUGGUGCUGGGUUAGCUAUGGCAACAAUGGACAUUAUAAAACUUCACGGGGGAGAACCAGCUAACUUCCUUGAUGUUGGCGGAGGAGCAACGACAGAGCAAGUCACCGAAGCUAUGAAGAUUAUUACAUCGGAUCCACAGGUGAACGCGAUAUUGGUGAAUAUAUUUGGUGGAAUUAUGCGAUGCGAUAUUAUUGCACAGGGAAUUAUUCAGGCAGCAUCGCAGCUACAGUUAGCUGUGCCUCUUGUUGUGCGAUUACAAGGUACGAACGAAAACGAGGCUAAGAAGUUAAUUGCUGGUUCAGACCUUCGCAUUAUAACUUGCGAUGAUCUAGAUGAUGCUGCAAUCAAAGCUGUUCAAUUGUCUCAGAUAGUUAAACUUUCACGUGAAGCGAAGGUCGAUGUCAGUUUUCAACUCACCGAGUAG
This is a messenger RNA of Paraglomus brasilianum, 1314 nucleotides long. The record is from the annotation of a GenBank genome assembly. NCBI's taxonomy places the organism in Eukaryota, Fungi, Glomeromycota, Glomeromycetes, Paraglomerales, Paraglomeraceae.